AUGGGAACGAUUGCGGGGCAGACGAAUGGCAUCGGCGUCGCGCCGGACGUCCAGUGGAUCGCUUGUGUGGGUUGCACCAGCACCACUUGUCCCCAAUCGGCGCUGACAGCGUGCGCACAAUGGAUGCUUUGUCCGACGAACUCGGCAGGGGUGCAGGACUGCACCAAGGCCCCCCGCGUGAUCAAUAACUCGUGGGGGUCGACCGAUGGGACGGCGACGUGGUUUCAGCCACAAAUCUCCGCGUGGCGUGCUGCAGGCAUCAUUCCCGUCUUUUCCAACGGGAACAGCGGCAGCACUUGCGGCACUGUCGGGAGCCCUGGCAUGUCUGCGGACGUGAUUGGGGUCGGUGCCACGGACGCCGCGGACGGUCUCGCGUCCUUUAGCUCCCGUGGCCCGACGUAUGACAGUCGGAUCAAGCCGGAUGUGUCGGCCCCAGGGGUCAGUAUUCAGUCGAUCGACUAUUUAUCGGACACCGGGUACGUUCUCAAGUCUGGCACGUCGAUGGCCGCGCCGCACGUCACGGGCGCCGUGGCCCUCUACUUGUCAGCGAACCCCGGUGCUUCGUACGCCCAAGUGUAUGCAGCCUUGACGGGCAACACCGACAAAGGAUCGUUGACUGUUGCCAACCAAAAUUGUGGCGGCGUGUCGGAUUCCCAGUACCCAAACAACAAUUACGGCUACGGUCGCCUUAACAUUGAUCGAGCCCUCACUGCCCCGACCCCUGCGCCGACCCCAGCACCGACCCCAGCACCUACUCCUGCGCCGACCCCAGCACCUACACCUGCCCCAACCCCAGCACCUACACCUGCGCCGACCCCAGCACCUACACCUGCCCCAACCCCAGCGCCGACCCCAGCACCGACCCCAGCACCUACACCUGCCCCGACCCCUGCACCCACUCGGUCGCCCACACCUGCGCCGACCCCAGCGCCUACACCUGCCCCAACUCCUGCGCCAACCCCGUCGCCCACUCCAGUUCGGAAAACGACUACCACGAAACGACCAAAGAAUUAA
Molecule: messenger RNA, 1014 nt
Organism: Aphanomyces invadans
Lineage: Eukaryota; Oomycota; Saprolegniomycetes; Saprolegniales; Verrucalvaceae
Exons: 1
Coding region: 1-1014 (337 amino acids)
Biological process (GO): proteolysis
Molecular function (GO): serine-type endopeptidase activity
Source: RefSeq, a predicted model, not a curated record